AUGUCUCUGAUUAGUGAUACGGAUUAUCUCAUCCACAGCCUCCGCGUACAAUACCUAAAGCACAUCGACGACCCAUACGGAGCGCGUAUCAUCUCCCUCGACCAGAACUACCACUCGAACCCCUACAUCGAUGCGUCCGGCCUCGCAGAUAUCGAGCGGUGGCCCGAGCUGGGCAUGCCCUCCAGCCCCACUCCCAGCGACGACGAAUCCGCGCCCGCCGUACGACGGAGGCACUCCGGCUUUCCUGGUGCAAACCUGAAGUACACCACGACGAUCCUUGGACCCACCAGGACGGGGGCGAUGGGUCUCAGGGUGAACGGUAAGCGCCAGUCCAUGCCCCGCAAUCCCGGCCGCCUCUCCCUCAGCCGCGAGAAUGCCGGUGGCAAAAGCAGCAACGAGGAGACUCUAAUUACCACUGAGGUCAUUGCCGCCACCCCCACGUCCCCCAUGAAGCCGAGGAGCCCCCGAUCCCCUAUCAAGGACUCCGUUGUUCAGCCACAGAAACAGGACGCUCAGGAUGGCUCGGCCCCGCCCGUUCCCGCCAAGGGCCCCGUGCUUAUGUUCAUCCCGAAAUUCAGGGGGGCAGAAGAGAUGGCGGCGCGGAGGCGACAGCGGAUGGCGGCGCGAGCGAACGGACCGGGCAUGGUUCGGGCACCCAUGGUCGCCAUGCCCAUCAACCCGGAGUUCUCGUCCUCGUCUUCUUCUGAGCCGGAAGCGGAGUCGGAGGACGAAGUUGCGGCGGACGAAGACGAGGAGGAGUUUGACAUGGUCGCGGACGCGGACGAUGCGGUAGAGGUGGACGAGUUCGAUCCCGAGUUCGCCGCAAGUCGUGCAGCUGUGAACUCGGACAGUGCCUCGGAGACUGGAUCCAUCCUCUCAGGCGCAUCCGUCGUACCCCCGAGUACAAGUGCACGCGCCUCCCGUCUCAGCCCCGUCCGCGAAGGCGGCGAGCGGCCGUCAGUCUCACCGGAGCACGAUGACGGGAAGCUGGACGCCAUGUUCGAGAUGGUCACCCCGGCACCAAGCACCGCUGCCAACAUAGACACAGACCCCGCUCCUGCCCCCUCCGCCACGGCUAACACACCUGCCGGAAUGUUUGAACGACGCCCUGUCCCGCCAGCCCGCGCGGGUGUUUCUGCCCUCACCGCCAUGCUCGCAUCCACUUCCAGCUCGUCUUCCUCCAACCCGUUCACGGAGCUGUACAGCGCAAUAUCUGGACGGCCAGAGACGACACUCAGUGUCAAGAAGGACGCCACGGUGGAAGAGGUGCUUGGUAACGCGCUCUGGACGUAUUGGGAAGAGAGCUGGUUGCCCCAGAUCGACGAGGGGUUGAGUGGAGAGGAGACCCCAAAAGAGGAUGGUGAAGUCGACGAAGAUUGGCCUCAUCUCGAACUUCAACUUGAGGCAUACGCCGUCGUCGAAGCCACUCCAUCACAAAGCGAAAUACAGCGACGUAUCUCGCGCGUGGUUGUCAAGAAGAAGUCGACAGGUUUGCUCACCCAGGCCGCUCCAUCCACAAACCUCGUUCCACCGGCAGACCUGUUGGGCAUCUCAAGCAGCGCGUUCGGCUCCAUGGGCUCAUCAGUGGGGCUGUCGAGCUCGUUGGGUCCUUCUUCGAGCUCGGGUCCUCCGCUCUUCCUCCGCCACGUCUCUACCACGAUCCAAGCCUCUGGCGGCAUGUACAUGCAAGAGGUGUUAGAAUUAGUCUGUCAGAACCAGAAACGCGGCUUCACCGAUCCGAAGGAGUACGCGCUCGUGAUCGAGACCAAAGAGGCCAAAGUGAACAUCCCACUCGACCGAACGGUCAGGAGUCUUCAAGGGAGACGCGACCUCAUCCUUAUGAAGAAGAACCUGCUUCACGAGUACGGUGUGGAAAUGCGUGAGCGCAAGGCCACCAACGAUCCAAACGCGUCGAUCUUUACUACCGAUGUCUCCAUUCAAGAGCAGACUCUCAGCAGCAUGCUCGAUCUCAUGCAGGCCUACAGGAAAUACACCGUGUAUCGCAAGUUGCCGAUGAUGGUAACGCGUAGUGCCCGUGUACUCACGAUCGACGGAGGAUACAUUCACGUUCGUAUCAUCCCAGGCGCCACGAAGGCGAAGCACGUCUUCGACAGCGGCAAGACAUCAUCUUAUCACCUCAAGAGCGUCGUUGCGUGCCAACAGUCGAGCAAAAAUGCUGCGACUUUCAAGCUCGUCGUGCACAGCGGCGCAGAGCGCAACAAGCGUUACGAGUUCGAGGCGGAGAACCCGAAGAUUGCCAACGAGAUUGUUUCCACAAUUCGUGCAUUGAAGGCCGCUAUGGAGAAGCCCGGAGGCGGAAAAGCGUCGAGGAGAAAUACUCGUAUAGGACCCUCUUCGCGCCCGCCAGGUGUAUGA
This is a messenger RNA of Epithele typhae, 2376 nucleotides long. RefSeq lists its product as uncharacterized. Gene Ontology annotation, biological process: TORC2 signaling. Gene Ontology annotation, cellular component: TORC2 complex; cytoplasm; plasma membrane. The coding region runs from base 1 to 2376 and encodes 791 amino acids. NCBI's taxonomy places the organism in Eukaryota, Fungi, Basidiomycota, Agaricomycetes, Polyporales, Epitheliaceae. Gene Ontology annotation, molecular function: phosphatidylinositol-4,5-bisphosphate binding. The transcript has 14 exons. The record is from RefSeq and is a predicted model, not a curated record.